GCGCCAGAUGUAUCAUGGAAGAGAAAUGUGGUGAGAAACAUCAACAAUGUGAAUAAACCCUGACGUUGCCCACUUCUGGAUUUCAACGAACGCCCACGCUAUCGGUGAGGUGUGUCGGAGAGUGAGCUCGAGGGUCGAAGCCUGAGCUCGUGUCGUCUGAGACAGCGUGGGUGUGGCGAGGCCGUCCUCGCUCGGGCAGAAGCCGUAUGCUAGAUCAUGGGCGCGGAGCCGGACGCGCUCGCGGUGGCCCAGCAGCUCCGGGAGCUGGCUGCUGACCCUCUGAAUCGGCGCGCGAUCGUGGAGGACCGCGGCUGCCUACCGGGACUCAUCCUCUUGCUGGACAACAGCAACCCUCAGGUGGUCUACACCGCGCUACAGGCGCUGAGGUUCCUAGCCGAGUGCCGCUCUAACCGGGAGAAGAUGAGGACUGAGCUGGGGAUGAUGCUCAGCCUUCAGAAUGUCACACACAAGGUGGGCAGUCCUGGUGAGACGUGUGUGUUGGCUGCAGAGGUACUGGAGCGACUCAGGGCGGUGUGUGAGGAGGAGGAAGAAGGGGCGGAGCUUCCCUACAGCUGCCGACGCCCACGCUUCUUCCUGGGCAACGCCAACAAGCGCGCCAAGACACUCACACUCCACAUCCACGGCCUCGACGACACGAGCCGUAGGAGUGUGUGUGAGGAGGCACUCCUGAAGGUCAGAGGGGUCAUCAGCUUCACAUUCCAAAUGGAGCUCAAGAGAUGCAUCAUCCGCAUCAGAUCUGACCUCACAGCAGAGACUCUAGGUGCAGCCAUCUCUUCCACUGGAGUCCUGACUGCUCAACAGGUGGUGAAGAGGGAGGAUGGUUCAGAGGUGCUGAUCCCCUGCGUGGCAGACGAGUGUGUGUGUGCAGUCCAGGGUGUGUGUCUGCCGGAGUACCUGCCGGAGGAUGAGAGUCCGGCGGUGGAGGCGGCCCGCGCCGUCAGCGGAAAACCCACCAAUCAGGAGGCAGCAGGAUGGGUCAACACCGCCACCAACUUCCUGUCCCGCUCUUUCUACUGGUGACCACUUCCUGUUUGGGUUAUUCUACAGUGGACAACUUUUUUCUCCACCUCUAUACUGAUGACCACUUCCUCUUCUGCCUCUAUACUGAUGACCACUUCCUCUUCCGCCUCUAUACUGAUGAUCACCUGUUUACCUUUCUACUGCGACGCAUUCUAGUUUUUGAAGACUGCACUUCCUGUCUGUUGUGUCACACACACACACACUCUUAGACUGAUCUGUACUAAAGUAUGUCACACAUACACACACACACACACACUCUUAGACUGAUCUGGACCAAAGUAUGUCACACACAC
Molecule: messenger RNA, 1334 nt
Organism: Alosa sapidissima (American shad)
Lineage: Eukaryota; Metazoa; Chordata; Actinopteri; Clupeiformes; Clupeidae
Product: armadillo repeat-containing protein 1-like
Exons: 7
Coding region: 217-1041 (274 amino acids)
Molecular function (GO): protein binding; metal ion binding
Source: RefSeq, a predicted model, not a curated record